Messenger RNA from Microthlaspi erraticum, 315 nucleotides. NCBI's taxonomy places the organism in Eukaryota, Viridiplantae, Streptophyta, Magnoliopsida, Brassicales, Brassicaceae. The record is from the annotation of a GenBank genome assembly.
AUGAGGUCACAGUUUGAUGAGCUCGAUCGAGCUGAGUUGGACCAAGGAUUGGGGGAUACACUUCUUGGCAAGGGAGAGAAGAAGAUGGUGACCUUUAGGCAGCUUGAGAUCUGUUUGGGUUCACUAUGGAGAAGCUGGAGUUCAACUGACAAGAGAAGGUCUACUCCACCAGGUUGGAUGGACAUCAAGUUUUGCAAGACCAACCUCCUCAUUGAGCACAAGGAGUUGGAUGGGAGGUUCCAAUUCAAGUUCACCCACCCAUUGGCUGGACCCUCCAAGCUUCUCCUGCCCAACCCUGAGCUCACCACGGUCUAG